This is a messenger RNA of Scleropages formosus (Asian bonytongue), 4542 nucleotides long. RefSeq names its product GC-rich promoter binding protein 1-like 1 (gene gpbp1l1). The record is from RefSeq and is a predicted model, not a curated record. Bases 1551 to 3032 code for a protein of 493 amino acids. Gene Ontology annotation, biological process: DNA-templated transcription; positive regulation of DNA-templated transcription. Lineage: Eukaryota; Metazoa; Chordata; Actinopteri; Osteoglossiformes; Osteoglossidae. Gene Ontology annotation, cellular component: nucleus. The transcript has 12 exons. Gene Ontology annotation, molecular function: DNA binding; RNA binding.
CGCCUGGAAGCCGUAGUCAGGAACAGGGCAGAUAAGCUGGUUUAGAGCGGCGGAUCGAGCGAGUCAGAAAAUCCAAAACAAACGACGUCUUCAUGUUAAAGCCUAGACGAAAAACAGCACGUUGUUAUAAGAAAUAGAUGCGAAAACGGGCGUAGUGUGCCAUCACAUAUUGGAAUACAGCUGAAUAAGAGUCUUCGCUGAGGCCACAGACAAGAACUUUUACUGGCAGAGGAAAAGGUCAAGAGGGAAGACAGUACAAAGGACUCUCACGAUUGGAUUGAUUAAGGCUGUGUAAUGUUAGGCUUUACAUUUGAGAGAGACGUAGUUUUACAUAUUAGCACUGGACACGACCGAAGCUGGGCAUAUGCUAUGUUUAAACUUGCAUUUUGACUUAGAAAAAGGACCAAACUGUUAAACAGCCAGCAUUUUUUUUUUUCCUGUAUUCAUGAGAAGCUUUUGUUCUCAGUUAACAAAUUAGUUUCAUGUCAUACUUUGUGUAUCGACUGUAUGUUUAAAACAUUUUUGUAAAAACUGGUGGGAUGACUUAGUCCCAUAAUACUGACUGGUGUUUUUGCUGAUUUGCAGUAACUGUCUAGCAGUUGCCAUGUUGUCCUAAUUUUAGGGAUGCAAAUUAAAUCACAGAUAUGCUAAGGCCUGAAUUUACAAAAACACAACUGAACAGUUGCAAGAUAUUUAGCAUGUUUCCGUAAAAAAAAAAAAAAUUGCCAUUCACCAAAAUUGUCAAUACCUUGAUUGUAAAAUACAAUGCUAUCUUGUAAAAAUUAGUCACUUUAGGUGUUAUGUGACUAUGUAACUAGGUCCCUUUUUUCAGACAUUCACAGCUUACCUGCUAUUUUAAUGAGGUGAGCAAUACUUUCCGGCGCUUUCUAUAAGCCUGUUCUUUGGUCAGUUUUUUUUCUGUGCAUGUUUGUGGGCAAAGAGUAAAAUGACUUGGUGAGGAAGUAACAGAGAGUCUGCUGGCACAUCGUGCUGCUUCUGAACCUCAGCAGAAGAGCCAGGUGCCUCUUCUCUAGAGUGGUGUCUGUUCUUUGCGCCAUCAGAGACUUUCAGCUGCAUCUGAACAUUGCCAGAACAUUGUCAGUGCAUUGAACUGUGCUUGUUGUAGAACAGCUGGUUUGUUGUAGAACAACAACUCAGCUCCUACUAGGACAUGUACAAGGAACCUUCUUAAAGCACAUCUUGCCCACUCCUCACCCUUGCUGUUCUUGGCCAAAUCUGUUCUACGUGCCUCUUGAGGAGCUCCAAACCUUUUGUGACGACAAACCCAACCACUUACCAACCCCUUCACCCAAAACUCAACCUGGAAGAACCUAGCUGGCUUCUUACAGGGACUGCGCUGUCCUGUACCUUCUGGGUGCUUGAGGGACAGAGCUCAGCCAGACCAUACCAGCACGCACAGACAAGCAUUGGGCCCAAAGUGCCAUCUGUGAGGGAGGCCACAGGAGUCGCUGGACUUCAGAGCUCACAACUCUGGAUUCUGGCCAUGAGGUUUGAUGCCUCGAUCCACUGACUGGAGACACUGGACCUAAAUGGCGCAGCAUGACUUUGUCCCUGCCUGGCUUAACUUCUCAACGCCUCAGCCUGCCAAGUCCCCUGCAGCCAACUUUGAGAGGCCAGCAGAGCACCUUGCUCGCGGUGAUGGCCGGCCCUCCGUGAACAGGCGUCGCCACAACUCAUCCGAUGGCUUCUUCAACAAUGGGCCCCUUCGAGCUCCUGCAGGUGAUGGUUGGCAGCAGCCAUCGCUCCUGCGACAUGACUCGGUGGACUCAGCCGUGUCCAAGGGUAGUCACGGAGGGCUGGCAGGAGGAUCCGGGUGGAAGGAGCCCUCAGGCUGGCACGCGGCAGCACGGGGAGGUGAGCCCCCUCCACAUCACCACCACAACACAGGCCGGCAUCAGAAGCGCGGAGGGGACCGUGAUCGGGAGCGGCAGGGUGGGCACCGACAGCGCAAUUGCAUCUUCCACCCCCGCAAGGGGGGCCCCUUUCAGGACAAGUUCUCCACUGAAGACCGCAGGGAUGGCAAGGAGGAAAGGCUGAAGUUUGUGGAGGAAGACUUUCCCUCCCUUAACCCGGAAGCAACUGGAAAACCGGUAAACCAGACCCGUGCGGUGGCGACCCCUGCUGGUGUGUGGGAGAAUCCCCCAAGUGCCAAGCAGGUUGUGUCCAAGAUGCUUGUCAUUAAGAAGGUUUCCAAGGAAGACCCCUGUGCCGCUUUCUCGGCAGGCUUUGCCAGCACUGGGCCUCUCCCUGCCAGCAGCAACAAAGUUCCCAUCUCUGGACCCAGUGUUUACAAAAAUCUGGUACCCAAGUCAGCUGCAGCCACCACUAAGACAGGUCCUUGGAAGUCCAAUGGUAGGGAACCAAAGCCAACUCUACACUUCUCUGGCCGGGACUCUGCCUUUGUCAGCCCAGUCUCUGUGACCAAACCCCAGACCCCUGUGAGUGCCCCACCCCAGGUGGCCCCCAAGGAGCUUCCCUCUAGCACCACUCCACCUAUUGACAUCACACCACCACGACUGAAGCUGAUGCGUCGUGGCCCUGAUCGCAAGAGUGACUUCCUGCGGGCAUUAAAGGAUGAGGGCAAUGGGGAGUUGAGCACAUGUGGCAGCCCUGGGACCCCAGGAGAGGCUGAGAAUACCCCGGAGUCCAGGGAGUAUGGUGAAACUGUGUGCCACGAGAAUGGUGUGUCUCACUCUCCCAGUGACUCGGACACCGAACACCAGCUCCUGUCCAGCUCACUGGAGGCUGAGCACAGGCUCCUGAAGGCAAUGGGAUGGCAGGAAUACCCAGAGAAUGAUGACAACUUCCUGCCCCUAACUGAAGAUGAACUAAAAGAAUUUCAAACUAAAACAGAGCAGCUGAAGAAAAAUGGCUUUGGGAGGAAUGGUGUGCUGUUUAAGACGCGGGGCGUGACCCUUCAGUUCACGCCUUGGAGAAACACUGUGGACGUGUGUGCGGACGAGGGCUCUGAGACCAGCAGCAGCCAGACCUCUGAUGACGAUGAUACCUAAUGUGGCUUUAAAAGAUCUCUUGCCGUUUUUAGAUUUUUUUUUUGUUUUUUUUUUUUUUUUUUUUUUUCUUGCACAAGGGAAACCAAUCAUAUCCCAGUGAAGGAGGAAAUUCUGGCUUGUAGCCUUUUUAAAAAAAAUUUUUUUUAAUUUUUUUUUUUUUUUUUUAAUUUUUUUUUUUUUUUAAAACUCCCUCCCCCCCUGUCCUCUGUGGUCUCAUUUUCCUGCUUCGUGGAACUGUGUUCAGCAAAAGAAGGGCAAUGCACAUAAGAUUUUGCUUUAAAAAAGAGACUAACUUAUAACAGUGACAAUGAUAUUAACAAUAAAAAAUUGAGUUCUUGAAAAUCUGAAAUGUCUCAGAACAAAAACUGGCUCGGACAUGUCUGUUCACAAAACAAUUCCUAGCGGUAGCAAUGAGAGGAAACAAUCACGAAUUACGCACAUCGCUUUCGCUCCUGGUCCCUUGUGAAAAACGUGGCAGCAUCUCCACUACAGCAGGGAUGGUCCUCAUAGGAAACUGAACGCCUAGAACAAUCUUUAGUUGUGUGUGUGUGUGUGUGUGUGUGUGUGUGUGGAUGAAUGAAGCCAGCAUUGUCUAGAAGCAUGCUCAAUCUCCAGUGCAGAUAAACUGCUCACAACUUGUUCACUUUCAAAACCACUAGUCGGGGUGUGACUUAACUUGUUUUACUGUUAGCACUAUUCGGUACAAACAAAAGAUCAUAUUGUCGUGCGUGUAUGCCACUUGAAACAUUUUAAAAAGGUUUUUUGUACUUAUAGUUCCUGAAGGAAUUUCACAGUGCUAUGAUUUGAAUCCCAGUGCAGAUAAGUUAAAUUUGAAAAUGUUCAUUACUACUGAAAGUUAUGCUGUUGAUGUUUUUGACUUCCAGACUUGGUCAGCACCUUAUUUUUACCACCUUUAUCAGCAGCAUAAAGUCACAGAUUAGUGGCCAAGAUACGCAUCACCAGUGUUAUGACAGCAAAUCUGAGUUAAUGUCAUCCAGUAAGAUAACCAGUUUUCCUUAAUGUCUUAAAUCACAAAUUAUACUAUGCCUUUCUAACUAAGGAAUUUUGGUGAUCUGUUAAAAUGUGUCCAGUUCAACUACUAGAAGGAAUGUGUAUGAGUUGGAUUUGAUUUAUGGAUGAGGAGCUGUUACAGUAGAAUGGAUUUCCCACUCUUGCUAGCAGAAAGUAUAAUUGUACAGCUCUCCCACUGGGUGAUUACAGCUGGAUUUCUUUGUUAUCCACCCUGAGCUUUCGCAGUCAGGAGUCCGUAAUAACCGUGUCAGGAAUAGUGUCUCAAUAAGUCCUCCUGCUGAAAUUAAGUUCAGCUUAAACUCUAAGAUUCCUAAAUGUUUUUCAUGAGGGACAGAUGUGUUAAAAGUGAAUCUGGAAACUAGCACUAUUUAUUUUUUUCCUGGAAAAAAUAUAAAAGGCUUUAUCACAAACCUGUUCCGUUGGGGUCUCUUGGUACAGCUGUAAGAUUUUCACAAAAAUUGGCUUUUGAUUUUUUUUU